AUGCCACUGGAGAAAGAACGUUUUCGCGCCAUAAUUCAUUACAACAUUCAGAGACAAUUAUCUCAACAAGAAUGCCUUGCUGAGAUACUGACUAUUUCCGGUAACGAAGCGCCACAUCAGUCGGCAAUUUCCCGUUGGAAUAGAGAAUUCAAACGUGGACGGGUGAGUCUUAGCGACGAUCCCAGGGUGGGUACACCAAAAACGGAAAACGUCGAUGCUGUGCGCAAACUCAUCAUUGAAGAUAUUGAGGCGUCCUUGAAAAUCUCAAAGACCUCAAUUCAAAAAAUUUUACAUGAAGAGUUAGGAGUAAGAAAAUUAGUUUCUCGUUCGAUACCCCACCUGUUGACUGAAGAGCAGAAAGCUGCCAGGGUUAACUGGUGUCAAAAAACGCUUGACCGUUUCAAUUCCGGAAACUCAAAAAAUGUGUACAGCAUUGUUAGUGGUGAUGAAUCGUGGAUUUACUGUGAAGAAAAGCCAACAAAAGUCAUCCGUUCUCGAAGUGUUUCGAAUAAGAUGGGCGCGACAUUUGUGUCAAAAGCGGCAGUCAUCACCGAGCUUCGAAAAAUCAACCCCGAACGAAGAAUCAUCCUCCACCGAGACAAUGCAAGCUCGCACACUGCCGAAACAAUGAGGCAGUAUUUAACGGAAGAAAACGUGGAAUUAUUGGAGCACCCUUCAUAUAGUCCCGAUCUAAGUCCUAACGAUUUCUUUACUUUCCCGAAAAUUAAAAACAAACUGCGUGGUCAAAGGUUCCAGUCACCAGAAGAAGCAGUUGACGCAUUCAAAAAUGCCGUUUUGGAUCUGCCAGCAAACGAGUGGAAUAAGUGCUUCAAAAAUUGGUUCGAGCGCAUGCAGAUCUUUCUGCUAUUCAAAAUAUCCCAUCUCUUCUGA
Molecule: messenger RNA, 891 nt
Organism: Acanthoscelides obtectus
Lineage: Eukaryota; Metazoa; Arthropoda; Insecta; Coleoptera; Chrysomelidae
Source: the annotation of a GenBank genome assembly